GAACGUCACGCCCCCCUCUCGCGGCUCCUCCACACCGUUAAUGCGCAGGCGCGGGCGGGAGCGCGCACCAAGGAGCCGAGGGAGGGGUCACGAACUCUGACCCCCCCCCGAAAUACACAAACUCAAAGCUCCCUCCUCCCGCUCCCUGGGUCCUCUUACUCCCCACCUUUCUCCAACCUGUCUCCUCCCGGAACUCCCCAGCAUCCGCCGCAGCGGGGCUGUCGGGUCUACGCCCGGAGCAGGACCGAGCGCGGCGGAGAACCGCGGGGGGAGAGUGUCGCCGCUGCCUUUGGACCUGUGUCUUUUGCAUGUCCGAGCACCCAGUAGCUUUUGUUAAUAAACCCUGUCUUCAGCUCGCACAGAUAUCGUUCCAUGAAUUACAAAUGUUGCUGAAUUGCCCUGUAACCUGCAGUAAGUAGGUGGCGUCUCUUGGGAAUGAUAGGAGAGAAGAUGAGGAAAUCAAAUUAUAAAGGAGUUCGCCAUAGUUUUCUCAGGGCCAGGCAUGUAGUGGUUGCUUAAUAAAUACUGAAAGAAUACCAAGGCAAGGAGUUAGGACUUAUUCUUUGGCCAUUAAAAAGACACCGAUGGUUCCAAAGCAGGAAAAUAAGGAUGUAAUUCAGUUCCGCAAACAUGCUGAGAACCUACUUGCCAAAGCACUCUACCAGAUUUUCACGGACACUCCUCCAGUGUGGUUGCUCUUCUGAACUCCCCCUGUUUGUUGAUUGAGCAUUUCAUUCAUUCAGGGCAUUUUGGCAUCUAGAUCAUGGCAACCAUAGAAGAAAUUGCACAUCAAAUUAUUGAACAACAGAUGGGAGAGAUUGUUACAGAGCAGCAAACCGGCCAGAAAAUCCAGAUAGUGACAGGACUUGAUCAUAAUCCGCAAGGCAAACAGUUCAUUCCAAGCAAAGUCAUACUGGCCAGACAAGAUUCCACUCCAGGAAAAGUUUUUCUCACAGCUCCAGAUGCAACAGGGGUCAACCAGUUAUUUUUUACUACUCCUGAUCUGUCUGCACAACACCUCCAGCUCUUAACAGAUAAUUCUUCCCCAGACCAGGGGCCCAAUAAGGUUUUUGAUCUUUGCGUAGUAUGUGGAGACAAAGCCUCAGGACGUCAUUAUGGAGCAGUAACGUGUGAAGGUUGCAAAGGAUUCUUUAAAAGAAGCAUCCGAAAAAAUUUAGUUUAUUCAUGUAGAGGAUCAAAGGACUGUAUUAUCAAUAAACACCAUCGAAACCGCUGUCAGUACUGCAGGUUACAGAGAUGCAUUGCGUUUGGAAUGAAACAAGACUCUGUUCAGUGUGAAAGAAAACCCAUUGAAGUAUCAAGAGAAAAAUCUUCCAACUGUGCUGCUUCAACAGAAAAAAUCUAUAUCCGAAAAGAUCUUCGAAGCCCAUUAGCUGCAACUCCAACUUUUGUAACAGAUAGUGAAACUUCAAGGUCAGCAGGACUGUUAGAUUCAGGAAUGUUUGUGAACGUUCAUCAGUCUGGAAUGAAAACGGAGUCAGCUAUGCUGAUGACACCAGAUAAGGCUGAAUCAUGUCAGGGAGAUUUGAGUACGUUGGCCAGUGUGGUUACAUCAUUAGCGAACCUUGGAAAAACUAAAGACCUUUCUCAGAACAGUAAUGAAGUGCCUAUGAUAGAAAGCUUAAACAACGGUGAUGCCUCCCUGUGUGAGUUUCAUCAAGAAAUACAAACAAAUGGUGAUGUUUCAAGGGCAUUUGACACUCUUGCAAAAGCGUUGACUCCUGGAGAGAGCACAGCCUGUCAGAGCUCAGAGAGCAUGGAAGGAAGCGUACACCUGAUUGCUGGAGAUGCAAGCAUAAAUUACAUCGAAAAGGAGGGGCCACUGCUCAGUGAUUCACAUGUAGCUUUCCGGCUCACCAUGCCUUCUCCUAUGCCUGAGUACCUGAAUGUGCACUACAUUGGGGAGUCUGCCUCCAGGCUGCUGUUCUUAUCAAUGCACUGGGCACUUUCGAUUCCUUCCUUCCAAGCUCUAGGGCAAGAAAACAGCAUAUCAUUGGUGAAAGCUUACUGGAAUGAACUUUUUACUCUUGGUCUUGCCCAGUGCUGGCAAGUGAUGAAUGUGGCAACUAUAUUAGCAACAUUUGUCAAUUGUCUUCACAGUAGUCUCCAACAAGAUAAAAUGUCAACAGAAAGAAGAAAACUAUUAAUGGAUCACAUCUUCAAACUACAGGAGUUUUGUAACAGCAUGGUUAAACUCUGCAUUGAUGGGUAUGAAUAUGCCUACCUGAAGGCAAUAGUACUCUUCAGUCCAGAUCAUCCAGGCCUAGAAAACAUGGAACAGAUUGAAAAAUUUCAGGAAAAGGCUUAUGUGGAAUUCCAAGAUUACAUAACCAAAACAUACCCAGAUGACACCUACAGGCUGUCCAGACUACUACUCAGAUUGCCAGCUUUGAGAUUGAUGAAUGCUACAAUCACUGAAGAAUUGUUUUUCAAAGGUCUCAUUGGCAAUGUACGAAUCGACAGUGUCAUCCCUCAUAUUUUAAAAAUGGAGCCUGCCGAUUAUAACUCUCAAAUAAUUGGUCACGGCAUUUGAAAGCCGGAAUCUCAGUGCUGUGAACCUGUUCUGUGCCAGAACACAAGAAGACACCAAAUUGAACUCAUUGCUUCCAGAGUAUCUGGAAAUUUUGACUUUAAAGAGUAACCAAAAUCCAAGAUGUUGUUAUUUUAACGUCCUUAAGAAGAAUUUUUAAAGUGAUUGGGCCAGGUAGUAGGAAUUAGAAUUUCCCUUCCUGUCAUAUAAGGAGGAAUGCUAUGAAUCUGUUCUUGGUGAAGAUGACACCUAAAGCUGUCACCUCUUGACUAUCUAAACUAAGAUCUCAUUCUAUUUUAUUUUAUAAAACAAAUAAAUUAGUCCUAUUUUUCAGAAUUGUGUUCUAUUCAUAUUUAACUUCAUUAUAAACCAGUACAAUCACAUAAUGGUCAGAAAUCCUUAAGGAGGAUUUUCUGGAUUUUAUUCUUCCAUAAUAUAAUUCUGUUUUGUUUUAAUUACCAUGUCAAAAGAAGAUUAUUUUAUGCUCAAUGGUAUAAUGAUAACAGAACUAUAGGAGACAAUUGAAUAUAUAUUUUUUGCCUUUUGUAAAUAUCAUGGUGUCCUUUAGUAUAUACUACUCUCAUUGCUGGCAGUGAGACAUAGACCAUAUGUGCUCUUAAGAAUUGACAUUUUUAGUGUAUGUUCUUAGUUACAAGCACUUUUUAUUUAUGCAGCAGAAAAUUGUUUUUGAUGAUAAUAUGGGGUUCAUGUUUUAAUAUGUUUGGUUUACUGCUGUUAAAAGUAGUAGAGACUGAGCCCUGAAUGUUCCAGUAUUUUGAAAUAGAUAAUUAAAAUUGUUGUUCUUCCAUUCCAUAAAAAGUAUUCUGACCUCUCUUCUUCUCUUCUGACUUUAUUAUAGCUUCCUGACCCUGCCAUGGGAUUUAGCCAGUUACUUUUAGGUCAUUAGAAAAAUUCACCCAAUUUUUUAAAUAAUUGAUUUAUCAUAGCUUUUAAUCCAUGUUUUCAUGGUGAGUUAGAUAAUUAUUUUAAAUCAAAUUGAUAAUUUAAAAAAUAUAACAAUUUCUAUAAUAUACAAAGGAAUAUACACCGAUUUUUCACUAUAAAAAGUGGAGAAGUAGAUACUUUAACUACAGUAUAAAGAUCGCCUUCUUAUUGCCACAACAAAAGCAUUUUAGACUCUCCUUUGAUGUCUUCCAUGUUGAUGUUUUCCUUAGCAAGCCUGGUACUGUUAAAUGUUUUUUUGCUCUGGCUUCUUAAUUAUUCUGGUAUUACUGUUGAUUUUUUUUUUUAAACAAAUAUGGAGAUUUUAUUAUACUUAAAGUACAUUUUUUAUAAAAAUUUUUACAAUAGAAGAGAAGCUGGAUUUUUGGGAGAGUGUGGUCUUUAUUAAUUGCUACUUUAUAGUAAAUCAAAUGUUUAAAAGUUUAAAGGUUUAUCAACUUACAUUCUUUACCAACUUAUUAAAGGAGACUUUUUUCCCUAUUAAAAAUAAGAAUUUUGUAAAAUAUGCAAAUGAAAAAUCAAUAGGUUUAUACCUCUAUAAACCUAAUGUAAUAAGCCAAAGACUGAGGAAAAUAGUUCUUUAAAACAAUAUACUAAUGAUUAAGAUACAUGUUUCUUUCAGGUAUUUUCUUUCAGGUAUUUUUCCCGAUUAAGUUUGUAGUUAUAUUUGGAAGCAUUUUUAAAAAACUAUAUUAAAAUGUGACUUGCAUUACAAAUCUGUAUCCUCCUAGUAUAUAUGAUUUAAGUGUUGUAUUCAAUUUUGAUUAUCCAUUUUUUUGUUCCAUUGUGUUUUCAUCCUAAAGUAUAUGCCUACUAUGUUAAGAAAGCUUUAGUAAGUAUUAUUACUGAUAUAAAGUAAUAGGUUCCUUUUAAAUUCAAGUGCUUAAAAUUUCAUCUUUCUUGAUUUAGAAUGGAUGGAGUAAGCUUUCAUUUUAUCCUAUAAAGUACUUUCUUGCAUUCUACUAUCGAACCCGUUUCACCACCUUCUACAACAGUUAUGUCUAGAUGCUGACCCAAGAGAUGUGUUGGCAGAUUUCUACAGGAUUUACCUCUUGUGUGUGUGUGUGUGUGUGUGUGCGCGUGCACGCAUGCUCUUGGAUGAGAUGAUUUUACUUAAAAUACUUCCAGCAAGAGAAAAACGUGGUAAACGUUUCCAUGUUACAUAUUUUAGUUUGAAGACUUCAGCUAAAUAUUACAUAUUGACCAUUAUAUAAUUUUUUCCAUCCUGAAAUCAAAGUAAAAUGACAGUAAAGUAUAACAACACAAAGACAAAAAAGAGAGAUAGAGGGAAGAAACCAAAGAAUAAGAGAGUUCAAUAAUUUUGGGAGGGGCAAAAAAACAGAUGGAGAAAGACUAACUUAGCAGAGCCAGAACCAAGGAACUAGAUUGAGUGCCCAUAAAAGGCAAUGAGAAAGAAACCAGUGUAUUUUAUAGUAACAUUAGAUGUUAAAAUUGUCACAUGCAUAAUGUAACUGUGUCUAUGAUACGUUUAAAGAAAGAAAAAGUGGAAUCAAAAGUUGAGCAAGAAACAGGAGCAGCAAAAAUGACCAAAUACAUUUGAAAAAUACCCAAAAGGCAUCUAGAAAUUUAAAAAAAAACUAGUUGAAAUUAAAAAAUCAACGCAUAAUGAAAGAUUAUGCCUUGAAUACCACAUUUAACUCUGCCUCCUGAAACAGCAUUAAAACACAGCCAAAGGACUUUUUUUGUAAGGCAUUAUCUCACAAAGACAAAAAUUACGAGAAAUAAAUGAUAGCCACAAAAUUUUGAAAGCUGAAAAGCAUGAAGGUUUGUGGUAGUUAUCCUAGCAGACCUGAGAAGGCUAGCUUCUAAUGCUACAGUGGGAAAAGCCGAGAAGCAACCUGAUCUGCAUUGCAGCACCUCCAAAACGUUCUGGUAUUUCAGCAUCUCCUCUGGAAAGGAAGAUGACAAGAUUUGUUGAAAGUCUGUUUAGGAAUCAGAUACACCCACUAGAAUGAUAAAAUUUUAAAGUCUGACAAAAUACCAAGUUGUAAGAAGUAUAUGGAACAACAGGAUGCAUGUUGAGGUGGGAGUAUCCAUUGGUAAAACCACCAUAUGGAAAGUAAUUUUGUAUUAGUAAAGCUGGGAAACCCUGGUUGUGUAGUAGUUAAGAGCUACAGCUACUAACCAAAAGAUUGGCAGUUUGAAUCCACCAGGCACUCCUUGGAAGCUCUAUGGGACAGUUCUACUCUGUCCUACAGGGUCACUAUGAGUUGAAAUUUACUUGACGGCAACAGGUUUUUUGGUUUUUAGUAAAGUUGAACGUGCACAUACUCCUGAUUAUUUAUCCUAGAGAAAUUCUUAGAUGUGUACCAGGAAACAUACAAAAAUGUCCGUGUAAGCAUUGUAAUAGUGAAAAAAAAUUAGAAACAGUCAAAAUAUCCAUUGACAAGAAAAUGGAUAAGUAAAUUGUGGUGUGAUGAUCCAAUGGAAUAGUAUGCAGCAGCUGAAAGUAACAAAACAUCAACAUGAUUGAAUCUCAAAAAUGUUGCAUAAAAAAACAAGACCAGAAAUAUAUAAAUAGUAUGAUUUAAUCCCCAGUAUAUAAUUUUCCAAGAAUAGCCAACCAGUAAAAAUAACGAAACACACAAGGAAACAAGGCACCAUGAGCAAGAACUGAUAGACGCAACAGAUGGCAGAACACAGUCCUGUAAAACUAGAUACUGAAAUCACACUGAUUAUAAAACACUUAAGUUUACCAUGUUUAAAGAACUAAAAGACGGGAUUAAAAAUAGUUGCAGAGAACAGGAAAUUAUAAGAAGUGAAUAAAUUUGAAAAUAUAACCAAAAAGAACUUCCAGAAAUGGAAAAUAAAAUUGAAAUGUACAACUUGAUGGAUUUAACAGCAAAUUAGAUACAGCUUAAGAGCGUAUUUGUGUGCUGAAGAGUAGGCUGGAAGAAAUUACUCAGAAUGCAGUACACAGGGAAAAGGAGAUGAAAAAUAUAUGAAGCCAUGGUUAAGAUACAGUCGCUACAGUGAGAAGAUUUAAAUGGAGUGUAGAAGUGGGAAAGAAAGAACGAGUGUCAGAGAAAACAAUUGAAGAGCAAUGGCUGACAAUUGUUGAACCAGUGAAAGAUAGCGAUUCAUCAGUUCAAUUACAGGGUAAAUUUUUUAAAAGCUAGACGUGUGCUAGUGAAAAUAGAGAACAGCAACGAUCAAAGGGGGGGGAACAAAGAGGGUAAUUGACAUAUUACAUUUAAACGAGUGAUAAAUUGUCAGCUGACUUCUCAAAAGCAACAAUAGAAGCCAGAACCAAGAGGAAUGUUACAGCCAGUGAAAAUAUUUUUCAAGAAAGAUAACCUGAGCAAUUGCUCCAAGAAAAUAUUUAAAAUAAUUCUAAAGGAGGAACGUAGAGCAGAAGGAGAAUAAUCCCGGCUGUUGUUCUUAGGUGCCAUCGAGUCAGUUCCGACUCAUAGCGACACUAUGUGCAACAGAACGAAACACUGCCGAGUCCUGCGCCAUCCUCAACAAUCAUUGUUAUGCUUGAGCCCAUUGUUGCAGCCACUGUGUCAAUCCAUCUUGUUGGUCUUCCUCAGUGAAGAAAAUAAUAAUUAGGAAAAAUGAUAAAUAUUUGGGUAAAUCUAAAUGAACAUUGAAUUUCAUUCUACUUGGAUCAACCAGUGCUCAUGGAUGCAGCAGUUAAGAAAUCAAUGCAUUGGGAAAAUCUGCAAAGACUUUUUAAAGUGUUAAAAAGCACCGAUGUCACUUUGAUGACUAAGGUGCGCCUGACCCAAGCCGUGGUAUUUUCACUUGCCUCAUAUGCAUGUGAAAGUUGGAUAAUGAAGAAGGAAGACCAAAGAAGAAUUAAUCCAUUCGAACUGUGGCAUUGCCAAAGAAUAUUGAAUAUACUAUGGACUGCCAGAAGAACUUUUAACAGAUCGGUCUUGGAGGAAAUACAGCCAGAAUGCUCCUUAGAAGCAAAGAUGGUGAGACUUUGUCUUGCUUACUUUGGACACAUCAUCAGGAGGAACCAGUCACUGGAGAAGGAUAUCAUGUUCGGUUAAGUAGAGUGUCAGCAAGAAAGAGAGAUCCUCAGUGAGAUGGAUUGACAGUGUUUUGCAACAAUGGAUGCCAACCAUAGCAACAAUUGUAAGGAUGGUGCAGGACCAAGCAGUGUUUCGUUCUGUUGUACAUUGGGUUGUUAUGAGUCAGAGCCUACUUGAUGACACCUAAAAACAAUAUAUAUUAUGUCUUUGAUCUCUGCAACGUUAAUUUUUCUCUUCCAUUUCUUGAUCACCCAAUCAAAUUUUUAUCCUCUACUCUAAUUAUGGAAUAUCUUAUAUACUUCGGACAUGUUGUCAGGAGAGAUCAGUCCCUGGAGAAGGACAUCAUGCUUGGUAAAGUACAGGGUCAAUGAAAAAGAGGAAGACCCUCAAUGAGAUGGAUUUACACAGUGGCCGCAACA
Molecule: messenger RNA, 7937 nt
Organism: Loxodonta africana (African savanna elephant)
Lineage: Eukaryota; Metazoa; Chordata; Mammalia; Proboscidea; Elephantidae
Gene: NR2C1
Product: nuclear receptor subfamily 2 group C member 1
Exons: 17
Coding region: 764-2554 (596 amino acids)
Biological process (GO): negative regulation of transcription by RNA polymerase II; cell differentiation; anatomical structure development
Molecular function (GO): RNA polymerase II cis-regulatory region sequence-specific DNA binding; nuclear receptor activity; zinc ion binding
Source: RefSeq, a predicted model, not a curated record